Molecule: messenger RNA, 1584 nt
Organism: Alternaria rosae
Lineage: Eukaryota; Fungi; Ascomycota; Dothideomycetes; Pleosporales; Pleosporaceae
Exons: 2
Coding region: 1-1584 (527 amino acids)
Source: RefSeq, a predicted model, not a curated record
AUGGCGGAAGACGACAACUCACCUCCGAUCACUAUUGCAUCAAUGCGCGCAAUUCGAGAAAAGAAGCGGCAGCUGGUAGCUCAGCCACCCCCGAGUCCCUUCGAGCUUACACAUCGAUUUCCUGACGCCCAGACGCCGAUAGAGGAAGAGAUUGGAGAAGCCGCAGGCCCUUCCCUGCAUACACAUCCUGGGCUGGAAUGGGUCGCAGUCAUCAAGCAAGAAGACGAGGAAGAAUACGGGAACACUGCUGAACUUGGACAUGAUAUCGGAUGCCCUACGCUCAACGAUAGACUUGUAUCCGCUCAUGACAAAUCUGAUAACAGGGAUAUCAGAAGCAUCAUCGCCGCGUUGCACCGCAUAAGUGAGCCUUCGGAAUUGACUAAAACGCAAGCGAAGAAAUUCCGCCAGAAGAAGCAACAAGGUUUAGCUCUUCUCCAAGAUGUCAUGGUGCAAGGGCGGAUUGAGCGAGGACUGCCAGUAACACCUUGUCUCACAAAAACCACUGCGAAGAAUGCCGGCAUAGCGGAAGAUGAAGUCGUCGAAGAGCUUUGCAGAUCAUCUGGCACAUUGACACCCGCAGAGCAUGCUCGCUCGUUGCUCCUUCACCCAGAAGACAUAACAAUGGCAGAUGUGCAAGCACUCGGUCAACAAGUCAAGCACAUAAACAAAGCGCAGAGAAAAGUAUCAAAGCUUCUUGAAACCGGUGAAAGGCGACAAGCAGGGACAAAGAUGUACAGAUGGCUCGAAGGCGGGGUGCAGAAGCAUCUUCAGGUGCUACAUGCUCAAGCACACCAGUUCGGAGCAGGUCGCCCGCUUAUGAACAAGCCGGAUCGAGAGGAUUCAGAAUCUGCAUUAUGCGGGGUUGUGCUCGGUAAACGCCCGGCGCCACUGUCUCAACUAUUCCGCAAUCGAGGCUAUACUGAGAGGUUCCCUCUUGGAUCGAUUUCUGAGAUUGGGAGCAGUGUUGCUGAAGAUGCGGACCCGGCCCUAAUUGCGAUGUGGAAGAUUGUACCUGACCUCUGGAAGGAUGCUAUGCAGGACAUCGAGACUCAGAUUGUUUUUCCAACCGUCGCCGAAUAUCUGGGUGUCGUUAAGCGACGCAAACUGGGCACUUUUGCGACUGCGCAUGAUACGAGCAUCGGAAAAGGUACCGUGACUGAAGAGAAGGUGCCGAGCAGUUUCUCGAUCAAGGCCCAAAUGGAGAAUUGCGACACCGCCGUCCACGGUUCUGUGCGUAGCGACGCCUAUAUCACCAUCUUCAAAGCCCUGAGCGCCCUGCUUUCACUUGAUCGUGACAUGACCAAGGUGGAAGACAGCAAGGCACAUGGUUCAAAAGGCAGAUGGACGUGCUUGUUCAAGAAAGCGAUGAACGAGAUGUGCAAGUGGCCAGCUGAAGGUGAAGCAGGACAGUACGCAUGCGACUGGUGUAUGAGACAUCGCCGUCCUUGCGUCAUCGCCAUCAAGGGUGUCUCCUCAGUUGCCCCAUUGGCUCCUAGUUUGAGGAUGGGUCGUGGACUGGGUGAGAGGGAAUACUGCGUGUUGCCCGAAGGGGCUGUCAAAGUGAAGCCAAGGUUCUUCUUGUGA